AAUGCUGUUACGGGUGUGUAUAUCUUCAGACAAUAUUCGGCGGGUCAACCUUCCUUGUCCGCCAGAAUCUGUGGAUCGACUUAAGGAGAUUCUCAGAGAGAUGCUUGGACUGACUGAACAGUUUUCUUUGCAAUUUGAAGAUCCAGAGUUUGGGAAUGCUCUUUGUAAUUUACACAGCAUAGAUGAGUUGCCUGCGGACAAAGCAGUCCUAAAAGUUGUGUGGGACAACAUAGUCUCUAAUGAUACUACGACACCUCCAUCAGAUCUGUCCGACACAAACUCGGUGUCGUCACUUGACACAGCAAGCAUAUCUAGUCAUGAGAAUUUAGGUUCUCCAAACAUUUACAAAAGACUUAAAACAUCCAAAGAUUUGCCAUUGCCAGGAUCAAUUGAAAUUCCCAAAUUCUCCCUUGAUGUUGAGCUUCGUCUUAAAAAAGACAAUGAGAUAUACAGGCAGACCAAAACUCCCAUUGUCCCCCCAAGAGAAAUGAAAUCUGCCAUCUGUACCGCUUUAGUUGACUCCAUUUUUGUAUCUGGUUGCUACCCGGAAAAGCAAGAUAUGAAAUUUUACAGUAUGCUGCAGCACUAGUAGAAAAGCACCCAUGUCUCACAGAAGACGGUCCUGGAACCGGGUAUGAUGGAUGGAUUGUAAGCCUUUGGUUUAAAGUUGGGAACUACCGGAGUAAGUUACGUAAAGCAGGACAUGCAGAAGUGAGCGUGAACAAAAGACAACAAGAUUCAGAAGAAGGGGUGAGGUUUCGCCUCAAGAAAGCAAGAAGAGCAGAGGUAAACUUUUUACCACCCCAUCCCGAAGGCCAAUCUGAUGAAACCCUUGAUGACUUAAGACUACAAAUGAUUAAAGAAACCGAAAAGAAGAAGUUUGACAGCACCUUUGUUAAAGAAACGAUGGCUCUUACUUUUUCCUUCCGACGUCAAGAGGUGGUUGACAUUGAGCCUUUGGUCACAGUAUUGAGAGACAGAUGGCCUGCUCUGUUCUUCAAAGAUGAGAUUUGCAGCGAAUUCUACCGGAUCACCAACAUAGACCUCAUGGUGACAUUCCAGUCAUCGCUUGAAAAAUUCACUCCAGCAUUAAUGAAGUAUUACCGGAAGAAGAAGGAGCCUGCUGGAUCGGAGUUGACUGCACUGCUUGCUCCUCUGGACGACCAGGUGUCAGACAUCAUGGACCUUAGGAAAAGAGUAGCCUUGGAAGGACUGCCUCUCGUCCUAAAAGAAGAAUCUGGAUGCCUUUUUCGGAAGUGCUUGGAAACUGAUGCUGAAGAGAUCUACACAAGAAAUGUGAAGAUUGGCAUCCUCACAGUACUCGAAGAUGAUGUUGCUGUGAGGAAGUCUCUUCCAACAGUAAUCAACAUUGCCAUCAUCUUGGAAGAGACUGUGGUCCUAGAAGACAUUAAAGAUCUGCCAUCUGCUGUUGCAUACCUGUUUGGACUCUUGUAUGCCACAAACAUGGAAUACCCAAAGGAUCUUAGUUACACAUUUGAGGUGAUCCAGAAGGUAUUUGUGGAACUUGAUGCUCAGAGCUGCUCCUCUAGAGCGCUUUCUCUUCGACGUAAGCUUUACGAAUUGUUAAGAUAGGCUUCUGUCUGUUUGUCUGUCUAAACUUUGGAGGAACAUUGAUGGUAGAAACAUUGAUGGUAGAAACCAGUGCUGGCUGUUUAUUGCUUCACAUCUAACACUGAGUCACUAAGCAGAGGCAGAUAUAAGACAGAACGCUGCUACAACAAAAACACUAAAAUGCUACAAGCACCUCUAAAUGUCCGCUUAGACUGGCUUAAUGCUGGAUGUUCAUAUACCUGGCUACGUUGAAGGUAGGCCAAAUUACCUGAAGAGUUAGCCCCCUGUGUUCUAGUGGGGAUGAGAAAAUUUGGUGGUUCUAUGUGGUUCUGAUUGCUUUACAAGUGUUUGCCUGUGUGUCUGUCUGUCUCUAUUAUGUCUUUCUCCUAAUUGGCAGAUAGGGGAACAGUUACUCUCACGCAC
This is a messenger RNA of Alosa sapidissima (American shad), 1995 nucleotides long. RefSeq lists its product as uncharacterized. The transcript has 4 exons. Bases 853 to 1593 code for a protein of 246 amino acids. The record is from RefSeq and is a predicted model, not a curated record. NCBI's taxonomy places the organism in Eukaryota, Metazoa, Chordata, Actinopteri, Clupeiformes, Clupeidae.